AAUUAGACCAAUUCACUGAAUUAUCCCAUGAUGUGCUUGGUAUAUAAACAACGACACAAACCUCCAGUUCCACUACAAGUUGAUAGGUAUUGACUGUCAAUAAUGAAAGCCUUCAUAGCCUUAGCCCUAAUAGUGUCGGUGAGCGCCGUUCCCCUCCAGGAACUGGACAGCGAAUGGAUUGCAUUCAAGAAUGAAUUCCGUGGGAACUCCUACUUCGGUGGUGAGGGCGAAGAGUCGGUGCGCCGGCAGAUCUUUGAGACCAACUACGCGUACAUCACUGCCCAUAACGCCGAGGCCGACAGAGGUGUCCAUACUUUCCGAUUGGGUGUCAACCAGUUUGCAGACAUGACUAACGAGGAGUACCGACAGCUCCUGAACCUAAAGGUGAAUGCAAACCAACUGAACAAGACUUAUGCUGAAGAUGUGGACGACCUAACCCUUCCCAGACGUAUCGACUGGAGGACCAGGAAUGUGGUCUCAAACGUCAAGAAUCAGGGACAGUGCGGUUCGUGUUUCGCAUUCUCUGCCGUCGAUUCAAUUGAAAGUCAAUACGCUAUCAAUACGGGAAAACUGGUGACACUGUCGUCCCAACAGAUAGUGGACUGUAUUUAUCCCGGUCGUGAUGUCUGUCAAACAGGCGGCGAUCCCGUGGACGUCAUUGAACUGGUCAUCAAAGAGGGUGGUAUUGAAAAGGAGUCGGACUACCCAUACCACGCCCGUUCGGGCAUCUGUCAGUACACCAAGAGUAAGAAAGCCGUGUCCGUCACCGGUUUAAACACUUUACAGACCGGUCGGGAGUCAGCCCUCAAGGGGGUCGUGGGUCGCGUGGGACCGGUAGCCGUUGCCAUCGAUGCCGGCCACCAAAACUUCCAACUCUACACGAGCGGUGUCUAUGUCGACAGCGCCUGUCGUAGUGAUGUCCAGAGUCUUAAUCAUGGGGUUCUGGCUGUGGGUUAUGGCAGUGAGAAGGGACAGGACUACUGGCUUAUUAAGAACUCGUGGGGCGCUCAAUGGGGAGCUCAGGGCUAUAUUAAAAUGGCCAGGAACAAUAAUAACCAGUGCGGUGUGGCCACCUAUGGUGUCUACCCUACCACUGUUUACUAA
Messenger RNA from Oppiella nova, 1104 nucleotides. The record is from the annotation of a GenBank genome assembly. Lineage: Eukaryota; Metazoa; Arthropoda; Arachnida; Sarcoptiformes; Oppiidae.